AUGUCACCCUCAUCCAGAGGUCUCACGUACCGAUGGAAACUUUUAUUCGGAAUAUGCAUACUCUUCUCCCUGUCAGGUAACGCAGUGCAUGCCUCAGACGCAGACUCCAAUUCGUCUUUACUAUGGGGUCCAUACAGACCCAACCUGUACUUCGGUGUACGACCGCGACUCCCAAAGAGUUUGACCACCGGCUUGCUCUGGGCGAACACCGACAGCUACACCUCGGCCCAGACCAAUUUUCGACACACCUGCGAGCAACAUGAGGGCAUGGCUGGCUAUGGUUGGGAAGAGUACGAUGCCCGCAAUGGCGGUCGCGAAGUCAUACAUGACACUGGGAAUAAAAUAGACCUUACAAUUGAUUUUAUCAAGAUUCCUGGAGGGCAACACGGUGGGAGCUGGGCGGCAAGAGUAAGGGGAGUACCUCGAGAAGACGCGCCCGCAACCCUGGUCACAACCCUGGUCUUCUAUGCGGGCAUGGAGGGCCUCGGGGAACUUGCGUUUACAUCGGAGGAGCCGGACGCUGAAGGCUUCGUGACUAUCCAUGGCCAGACUGCUGAUCUUGGUGAAUUUGACCUCACGUUCACCGAAUCACCGGAGAAUAUGCUCCCAUACAAAACUCACCCCGCAUGGGACAAAAAGCCCGUUGAUCGGCCACUCAUGGGCAGCGUGCAAAUACCAGCUGAUGCGAUCUGGCAGGCAAAGAAUAUCAUGUUUGCCAGCCUGAAACAACAGGUCGAUUCCUACGUCCAGGAAUAUGGACAAGAAAACAUGCCCCCGCCGUGGCAGACGUUUACUAUCAUUCAAGAUCCUGGCCCAGGCAAUUUCCACAUGGUCCAGAAAGUAUUUGUUGGUGCCUUCGAAUUUGACAUCCUGUUUAGCUCGGCCUCUGGACCCACGGUCACGUCGGACAGCUUGACAAAGGCAAUAUCUAAAACGUCAACGACCUUUCAAUCCAAGUUUAAGGAGAUUUUCAAGCCACUGGCUCCCUUCACCAACAAAAAGUUCACCGCUCUCUCCGAGUCCUUGUUCUCUAACUUAUUCGGUGGCAUUGGCUAUUUCUACGGCGACUCGUUGGUGGAUCGAUCAUAUGCUCCAGAGUACGAUGAGGACAACGAAGGCUUCUGGGAGGAGACAGCCCAAGCUCGAGCUCGAGCCGAAGUUGUCAAAGAUCCAGCUGUGGAGCUCUUCACAAGUGUACCAUCACGGCCCUUCUUUCCUCGUGGCUUCCUGUGGGACGAGGGCUUCCACCUCAUUCCAAUCAUCGAGUGGGAUCUUGAUAUCACUCUUGACGUUGUCAAAUCUUGGUUCAAUCUGAUUGACACCGAUGGCUGGAUUGCCAGAGAACAAAUCCUUGGACCGGAAGCACGGAGUAAAGUCCCAGCAGAGUUCCAAGUCCAAUACCCUCACUACGCCAAUCCACCCACCUUGUUCCUCAUCAUUGACACGCUGAUCGAGAAGCUGGAAGCAGGAUCUUUCUCCUCCGCAGAGGCGGAGCGAGUCAAGACGGAACUCCAACAGUUAUACCCUCUGCUCAAGCGCCAGUACAACUGGUUCCGGAAAACUCAAUUUGGAGAUAUCAAGUCCUAUGACCGGGAGGCCUUCUCGACGAGGGAAGCCUACCGGUGGCGAGGCCGCACACCACAGCAUAUCCUGACCUCCGGCCUGGAUGACUACCCGCGACCUCAACCACCGCACCCUGGCGAGCUCCACACCGACCUCAUCUCCUGGGUCGGGCUGAUGGCCAACACACUCUCCCGGCUUGCACCACUGGCCUCCGAAUCGGACGACGCCCCAGACUAUACCUCCCAACACAAAGCUAUCCUCCGCAACAUCGACGAUCUGCACUGGUCCUCCGAAAACAAGGCGUACUGCGACGCGACCAUUGACGACUACGAGGACUCCGUGCACGUCUGCCACAAGGGCUAUAUCAGCCUGUUCCCCUUCAUGACGGGGCUCCUGCCACCGAACCACGCAAAUCUGCCGCACAUCCUCAACUUGAUCCGCGACGAGAACGAGCUAUGGUCCGACUACGGGAUCCGCUCGCUCUCGAAGUCCGACCCCUUCUACGGCACGGAGGAGAACUACUGGCGCUCGCCCAUCUGGGUGAACAUGAACUACCUGAUCCUGAAGAACCUGCUGCGCGUCGCGCUGGCAGACUCGGCGCCGGCCAAGGUCAAGACCCAGGCGACCAAGAUCUACACCGAGCUGAGGACGAACCUGGUGACGAACGUCUUCAACGAGUGGGAGCGCACCGGCUUCGCUUGGGAACAGUACAACCCUGAGACGGGCGCCGGCCAGCGCACCCAGCACUUCACCGGCUGGACGAGUCUCGUCGUUGUCAUCAUGCGCAUGCCUGACCUCGCCAAAGAGGCGGGCAUCAAGCAUAGCGAGCUGUGA
Molecule: messenger RNA, 2397 nt
Organism: Exophiala aquamarina CBS 119918
Lineage: Eukaryota; Fungi; Ascomycota; Eurotiomycetes; Chaetothyriales; Herpotrichiellaceae
Product: mannosyl-oligosaccharide glucosidase
Exons: 1
Coding region: 1-2397 (798 amino acids)
Biological process (GO): protein N-linked glycosylation; oligosaccharide metabolic process
Cellular component (GO): endoplasmic reticulum membrane
Molecular function (GO): Glc3Man9GlcNAc2 oligosaccharide glucosidase activity
Source: RefSeq, a predicted model, not a curated record